GAGAAAUGACAUAAUUUACAUUCCAGCCUUCAGGGGCAAAGAAAGCUGGGGGAAGAGGUUGGGAAAACCUGAAAGGAAGCUAUGCCUAUUACUCAGAGGAGGCAGUCUACAAACAAACGUCUUGUGUCACAAUUCACACAUCAUCAUGUUGCCGUGUUCCUCCUCACUUUCUUCAGCUACUCUCUUCUCCAUGCCUCCCGAAAGACCUUUAGCAACGUCAAGGUCAGCAUCUCCAGCCAAUGGACCCCCUCAGGCUUUAAUGACUCUGCCUUCAUUCUUCAACCAUAUGAGCUUUGGAACAGCAGUCAUCUAUUCCCUAAUACUGAAGAAGCUACAUUAUUCCUUGGAACAUUGGAUACCAUCUUCCUGUUUUCUUACGCUGUG
This is a messenger RNA of Protobothrops mucrosquamatus (brown spotted pit viper), 384 nucleotides long. RefSeq names its product sugar phosphate exchanger 3-like. NCBI's taxonomy places the organism in Eukaryota, Metazoa, Chordata, Lepidosauria, Squamata, Viperidae. The record is from RefSeq and is a predicted model, not a curated record. Gene Ontology annotation, cellular component: endoplasmic reticulum membrane. The transcript is spliced from 3 exons. The annotation marks the transcript as partial.